Messenger RNA from Petromyzon marinus (sea lamprey), 4527 nucleotides. It is a transcript of the gene C14H12orf56, whose product is annotated as chromosome 14 C12orf56 homolog. NCBI's taxonomy places the organism in Eukaryota, Metazoa, Chordata, Hyperoartia, Petromyzontiformes, Petromyzontidae. The record is from RefSeq and is a predicted model, not a curated record.
GUGUGUGUACGUGUGUGUGUGUACGUUGAACUUAAUCGGCAGCGUACGUAGCCAACCGCGCUGAUUUGAGGAGGUGCGAGGUGCGGACGGCAAGCUCCGUCGUCACGCGCACGUCGCCAGCUGUUUGACGUCCGUCGCCUGCUGCGCAGAAUCACGCACUCAACCGCGGGGGAGUGCAGAGUGGGUGGGUGGAGAGCGAGAGGCCCCGCGUAUUGAACAUAAAAAGGUGUAGGGGGGGCGUCUGAAAUCGUAUUUAGAAACCGUGGGUCGUGUCCCUCGCCCACCCCACCCGCCCCCAUUCACUCCACUACCCCCUCCUCUGCGCCGAGCCCAGCCGACGGGAUUAUGAUGAUGAUGAAGCCACGUGUGGGUCAUGCCUCGCGCACGCCGACGCCUCGUUCCCGUCUCAGCCUGUUGCGGGAGUGAACUUAUUGUCACUUACACCCGGUCCAUCACGCCGCCUACGUCGUCACGUCAUCGCGACCCAACACCACCGCCACCACCAUCAUCAUCGUGUUAGUGGUCGUCGUCUUCACCAUUGAACUUUCCACCAGUGGGGAGAGAAAAUGAGGACUCGCGCGGUUCGAUGCGCGCACCAUCACAACAUCGCGAUCAUCACCGUCGUCGCUGCUGCUGCUGUCAGCCCUGCAACGUCCCGCUGCAGGAAGACACAAAGCGUCCCGCAAUUCCAUCUCGAAGUUACCUUUGUCCACGCAGCGAAGUUGCGCCUCUGAAUUUUCAUCACCACCUUCGGUAUCAUUAUUUUUUUUUAGCUGCUCUGAUUUCAUCAUCGCCAUUAUCAUCGUACCGCCAUAUCAUCGUCCGAGUUAUCAAAUCGUAAUCAUCACCACUGAGCUCCUAGCCUCGUAUCAUCAUCCGCAUUAUUGUAGAUCUCAUUAUCAGUUAGCUGUGAGUUUGAGUUCGUCAUCAUGAUGAUGAUCGUCGUCAUCAUAGUUCUCUCGUGAUUAGCGCGCUGCUUUGGAAGUCACGGUUUACCCGGGUCCCACCCACCCCACUCCACUCAUCGUAUGGCCGCGUGGGCGUCAUGGGGCAGCCCAUCUGCCGCCUCGACCUGCCGGCGCAACAGCAAGCUGGAGAGCUUCCUGGAGCGCUCGCUGCGCUGGGGCCACUGUGAGAGGGUGCGCGCCUACGAGCCGUGCGUGGUGGGGCGGCGCUACCGCUUCGUGGUGCUCACCGACAGCGCCCUGCUCGUCAUGGACAACCCCCCGCGCUCGCUAGGGCAGCUGGUGGAGCUCAGGGACGUGACCCACGUGCGCCUGGUGAAUGAUUUUCCCGAGUUCCUGAGCGGCGCCGACCGCGAGAACGCGCAGCACAUCGUCGUCACGCACCGUCGCGCCGACACCGGCGAACCCGCCGGGCCACGGCGGCACCGCAGCCGGCGCCGGCCAGCGCAGACGACAGCCGGAGCGAGCGGCGACGAAGGCCGCCGCUCGCCAGACCCCAGCCGGACUCCACCGCCCGUCUCACCGGCCCACGCCAACGGCAACCUCAAGACUCCGAGUCCAGCCGCAGCUCCCGGCUUCCGUCCGCUACCAAAGCUGCCGGACUCCUGCGUGCCCUCGGCGGGGACGGCCGCUUGGGGUUGCGCCACCGCUCGGCCGACGCUCGACCCUCCGACCGCCCGCGCUCGCUCUCCCAGCGGGCGCUCCCCGGCGCAGGCAGCGGCGCGGGAGUCUUUGGACUCCUCUCGGGACUCGCGGCACCGCGGCGACGGCUCGCCGGUGGCCUCCACUCUGAGGUGCGGCGUCAAAGUUCGAGAGCCGCGGGGCCGGAAGGACGGCGGCGGCGGCGGCGGCAGCGGCGGCGAGGAAGGCGAGGAGGGCGGCGGAUCGCCGGCCGAUACGGUGGAGCUGCACGUCUACAUCGUGUCAUCGUCGUCCCCUUUCGUGCUGCACCUCAAGAGCACGCUGGACAACUUCCUGAUCAGAGCAACUCUGCAGUUCAAACCCGAGUUCGAUGUCAAAUGCUCAGCUCGGCUGCUUGAGCAAAGCACGUGCAGGAGCGCCGAGGAGGCACGCGUGCUGUUCGGGCGGCUCUCCGCGGCGCUGCGGCACGAGGAGGCGUCCCCGGAGGAGACGGCCGCCAGCCUGCGGGCCCUGUGCCUCGGCGCUCACCGCUGCUUCACCGUCAAGGCGCUCUUCUGGAGGUCUGAGAGCCUCUUCCCCUUCCUGGCGUCCACCGUGCAGCGUCUCGUGAUCGCCGCUCGCUCCUCGCCCUGCGCUUACCGCGCCGACCACAUCAGUCUCAGCGUCGUGGUGCUCAAGACGCUCGCCGCCAUGUUCAGGGAGACAGAGACGGUGCCCUGGCGCACAUCCACCCUGCUCGCCGACGGCGGCCAGGCGCUGUCGGAUCUGCUGGCGGUGCUGACCUCUGACCUCACGACCCCGUUGACCCCGACGGAUGGAGAAGGGCCGCGGCUACCCUCGCCGUCGACGCCGCCGCCGCGCUGCCUUCAAGAGCGGAGACUCGUGGCGGCUUACACGGAGGCUGCCACGGCGCUGCUCUACGAGGUGGUGGUGGCGGCCCGGCAGGCCGAAUGGAAUUCCGGCGCUGCCAGGCCCCCCCUCACGAUCGCGUGGGUCGUCUCCACGCUCGAGGGGCUUCCGGCCACGGAGACGUUCGUGGCGGCCGCGAUGAGCCGAGCGACGCGGGCCCUGGCGCGGCCCACAAACGCGGCCGCGACGCCACCGGAGUCGGCGAACCCGGCCGGGCCGGGGCCGUCACCCACGAGCGGCGCUCGCGUCGACCCGGAGCCCCCAGACCCCCCGUGGCCGUCGCUCCCAUCGUCCUCGUCGGCCGCCGCCGCCGUAGUCGGCCUCUCCCGUCGACGGGACAAUCCGAGCCCCGUGUGGCUGCGGCCUAAGACGUCGCUGCUCCGCCGGUCGAUGGGGGCCCUGUUGCGCAAGUGGGCACCGCCUAAGGGAGACGGGAUCGGUGCCGCCGGAGGGCCGGGAGGAAGUCGGGGGGGGGCGACUCGGCCGUCCGUGCCGGCGCCGGGGGAGGGCCUCUCGCCGCGCCAGGCGCUGCUGGUGCUGCGGCUGUUCCGCGUGGUGGAGGCACUGGUGCGGCGCAGCGCGCGCUGGAGGGAGCGCGUCGCGAGGGACCACGCGCAGGAGUUCAGGUUCUACCUCCACCCUCUGGCCGUGGAGCAGCGUCUGCCCGCGGAGCUGCCGAUCAGGAGCCUCGUAGCCAGCGCCGUCAGGGACGUACACUCCUUUCUGUUCCCUGAACUGGCGUGACAAGCGGUGCACGCGGGCCCCGGGACUCAGAGUGACUGGGACUCGGAGCACCUAGGACUCGGAACACCUGAGACUCGGAGUGACUGGGACUCAGAGUGACUGGGAAUCAGAGUGACUGGGACUCGGAGUGACUGGGACUCGGAGCACCUAGGACUCGGAACACCUGAGACUCGGAGUGACUGGGACUCAGAGUGACUGGGAAUCAGAGUGACUGGGAAUCAGAGUGACUGGGACUCGGAGUGAAUGGGACUCGGAGUGACUGGGACUCGGAGUGACUGGGACUCAGAGUGACUGGGACUCGGAGUGACUGGGACUCGGAGUGACUGGGACUCGGAGCACCUAGGACUCGGAACACCUGAGACUCGGAGUGACUGGGAAUCAGAAUGACUGGGAAUCAGAGUGACUGGGACUCGGAGUGAAUGGGACUCGGAGUGACUGGGACUCGGAGCACCUAGGACUCGGAACACCUGAGACUCGGAGUGACUGGGAAUCAGAGUGACUGGGAAUCAGAGUGACUAGGACUCAGAGUGACUGGGAAUCAGAGUGACUGGGACUCGGAGUGACUGGGACUUGGAGUGACUGGGACUCGGAGUGAUUGGGACUCGGAGCACCUAGGACUCGGAACACCUGAGACUCGGAUUGACUGGGACUCAGAGUGACUGGGAAUCAGAGUGAUUGGGACUCGGAGUGACUGGGAAUCAGAGUGACUGGGACUUGGAGUGACUGGGACUCGGAGUGACUGGGACUCAGAGUGACUGGGACUCGGAGUGACUGGGACUCGGAGUGACUGGGACUCAGAGCACCUAGGACUCGGAACACCUGAGAUUCGGAGUCACUGGGAAUCAGAGUGACUGGGAAUCAGAGUGAUUGGGAUUCGGAGUGACUGGGACUCGGAGUGACUGGGACUGGGAGUGACUGGGACUCGGAGUGACUGGGACUCGGAGCACCUUGGACUCGGAACACCUGAGAUUCGGAGUCACUGGGGAUCAGAGUGACUGGGAAUCAGAGUGACUGGGACUCGGAGUGACUGGGACUGGGAGUGACUGGGACUCGAAACAUCUGGGACUCACAGCACCUGGGACUCACAGCACCUGGGACUCACAGCAAUCGGGAGUCAGAACAUCUGGGAUUUAGCUGUAUGCAAGUUUUGUAAUGUACACACAUAAUGUAUUUUUUCUAAGAGCGACUAUUGCUAUAAGUGGAUGGUAGGGGCUGUGUUGUAUAUAAUAUUGUUGAACUUUGUUCAAAUGUAAUUUUGGUACACGAU